Molecule: messenger RNA, 6985 nt
Organism: Jaculus jaculus (lesser Egyptian jerboa)
Lineage: Eukaryota; Metazoa; Chordata; Mammalia; Rodentia; Dipodidae
Gene: C14H4orf50
Product: chromosome 14 C4orf50 homolog
Exons: 12
Coding region: 250-3984 (1244 amino acids)
Source: RefSeq, a predicted model, not a curated record
GUGACAGUGCUCAGAGAACCUCACAGUGGCAGUGGUGCCCCAGACACAGACUUCCCCUUCUUUCCUUGGGGAGGCCAGUAUCAGGGCUACCGUCAACUCCCAUGGCCAAGGCCACUUUCUACGCCACAAUGAGAAAGGAUAUUUUCCUGGACAGUCCAAAGGCACAGCAGCCACCUCGAAAUUUCCAGAAAGCCCAUUUUGCAAAUUCACUCCGUUUUACUACAUCUGGGUCCAUGACAUAUCCCCGUGAUGGAGUCCACAGCCCAAGGACGGACUGAGAAAACUUUUAGCUAUGUUGUCAGAGCCCCCGCCAGCGAUGGCUUUGACGUGGUGAAUGUUGAUGUGAAGAUCGACACAUGCUGGGUAUUCCAGGAUGUGGAGGAGAGCGGCGAGGAGCAGGGCUGUGUCCCGCAAGGAGUAGCCAGCAUCCCAGAUGUGGACGCAGGGCAGCUCAGGGAGCAGCGGGAAUCCUCCGCGGAGCAGAAGCUAUUGGCGGCUGUGGACAAGUACAUGAUGUCGGAGUCAGGGCUGAGGAGCAGGGUGCAGGAGCUGCAGCUGUCGGAGAGGAGACUUCUCCAGAAGGUGGACCAGCUGAGCACCCGCGUAGCCCAGGAACGACACACCUCACUCCGCGCUCAGGAGCAGCUGCGGGUCCUGAAGGGGGAGCUGGCCAGCCGGGGGGUCCUGGACAGUGCUCAGGGUGACUCCCCUUCCUGGUCCAGAGUGGAGGCAAUGGAAGCCUGCGGAAGUCAAAGCCACCUCAGUGCUGCCUGCAGAGUUCAGGCCUCAGCAGACCGGCUCUCCAAAGGUCUCUGCAACAGCACUGGAGACGGACCGUGUAACACCUCAGGGACCACGGGCGAGCUCCGGGGAGUGGCAGGCUCUGAGCAUGGGCAGGGCGAGUCCUCCCAGGAUGGACAGGUUCUCCUGCCGCGUGGCUGUCCCCAGGGCCAGUGCAUGGAAGAGCGGCUCUUCUCCUUGCCCCUGGUGAGGGCUCCAGAGAGUCUCACGGCCACUCCAGUCCAGGAGCCCUUCCUCCUGGCACAGAAGUCCAUGCUCCCACUCUGGCGACCUGCUGGGGAAUGUGAGCCCUUGCUGCCAAUACUGCUUCAAGAGCCUCCCCACCAGGAACUCCAGACCAGAGUGGCACAGGAGGGUAGGCCCCAGCACAGCCCCGGGGCCACAGCAUGCCCUGGCUGGGGUCAUUACUGGACAAGAAGCUGUGACCUCUCUCCUACUCAGGUGUCCCCAAACAUGUUAAAUGGCCCCUUUUCCAGGAAUGGGCCCAAGGGUCCAAGAGACAUGUGGAAAACGAGAAGUGAGGGUCUGGCUGCAAGAGAAGAGGAGAGGGGAGUGAGGGGGACUUUGAGCAUGAUGGAGGGAGAGUUCCGUGACCAGUGCCAGCCAGGUCAGGAGAGCAGUGAGAAUCCGAGCUUGGCGCCUGGGACCCAAACCCCGGAGGGCAUGCAGGAGGACAGUGGGGCUUUGGACACCCCAGCCACUGCCUGUUACCCUUGGCCCCUGCCACAGUUUCCAGUGCUGUCUCUGCAGGGGAUGGCUUCUGGUUCACAGGAAGUCCUUGAGUCCCUGAGCAGGAGGGAGCGGGUGGAUGUAUGUAGCUGGGGCCUCCUAUCAUCAGAGGAGGAAGCAGUUCCCAUUGCCCUCAGCUCUAGGGACCAUAGGAUCAGAGAGCCAUGGUCAAACCCUGGCCAGUUCCCAGCAGGAAAGGGCCAAGAUAUCUUAAGGAGGGCUCAGGGCAAGCCAUGCUUUGUGGAUGGUCUGCUUCUGCAGAAGGAACACUCUGGGGAUGAUGGAGCUAACAUGGAGCGUGGAGGAGUGUCUAGCCUAGAGCAGCCUGACAGUAAGGCACACACAGACCAGGGAAGGCUUUUCAUAGCAAGAGAGCAAGAUGUGUCGCAGUUUCCCAAAUGGCCCACAGCAAGUGCCAGGGAUGAGGCUCCCUUGCCCCCAGGAACUCUGAGCAUAGGGCAGUGCAGGCAUGGCCCCCAAACAGAUCAACUGGAGAGGGAGGUGGAGGUGUACUUCUGGCAGCUGAGCACCCUGAAGCUUGGUGGUGAGGGUUGCCAGCAGGUGCCCUCCUUGGGGGGAGAGAGCUGGAACUUAGUCCUCCCAGGGUGGGGCAGUGAGGAAGACGUAUGUCCUCAGCAGGCCUUAUCCAGCCAGUGUCCUGAUGCUUGUUCUGCUGAGGAUGCAGAGCCCAGGAAUGGUGGUGAAGGAGUUGGACUGGAAGAAAAUAUGGCCCCGGACCCAGGCAGAGUUCUUCCAGAGGCAUCCCCUGAUGGGGACACAGCUGGUUGGGGCUCUACAAAGCUUGGCAGGAGCCAGAUCUUCUCUCCAUGGGGUGCCGAGAGGACAAGGGACAGCUUCCAUCAACUCCUCGCUGUCCUGAGGAAAGAGAGAAAUCAGCUCCUGUGUGACAAUGCCAGGCUUCAGGGAGACCAAGAGAAAUACCACCGUGAAGUGUGUCUUCUUGAAAAAGAGCGCGUGAGAGAAGCGGCAGAAACACAGAGACUGGAGCAGAUGAACUGCACGUUGCAAGGCGAGCUGGGCCGCAUCCGGCAGGAGCUCCACCAGUGCCUGCAGACCCUCUCAGCGCUGGAGGACUGCAACGGGCGCAGCUACGGCAGGAUCUCCGAGCUGGAAGAGGAGAACGAGCGACUGAAGGCCGACCUGCAGCAGCUGCAGACCGCCCUGUCUGAAAGCGUCAGGCAAGACCGAGGCGGGAUGGAGCACGUUGCUGUGGAGAACAGGGAGCUCAGAGCCCUGAUUUCUGAGGUCGGCGUCAGUUACAAGGAGCUGAUCAAAGACACAGUGCUGAGCAUAGGAGACAUGGUCCAGGCCCUGCAGGAAGAGAACCGGCAUCUUCUUUGCAGGGUCCAAGGCUUGGAGCAGGAAGUCACCUUGCAGAUUAACAAGGAUAGGGAGAGCUGGGGAGAAGGGCAGCACCCCCAGGAAGACACCAAGAUGGCAGGGGACAAGGGAUGCACUGCAGACAAGGAGGUCCAGGUGACCACGCCUUUGGAGCGACUGAUCUCAACAGCCAGCGGGCCGCCCUUGGAUGAGGAAGCAGGUUUGGUUGGGGGGCAGAGGGAACCUUCCUCGGACUUGGACUCCAGAUGCAGGGCUGAUGCUACCAGUCUGUCACUGGCCCAGAGAGAAGCUGGAAUACCUCAGGACCUGCAAGAACACACCAAUGCAGGAGGCAAAGCCUCUCGGCUGAAACCUGAGAACAAACCACAACCACGGAACUUCCUGGAACCAGCUCAGGCCCUGCGAUCCCUGAGCCAUGGUCCCCAGCUCCAGGACGGUGAGGCCAGAGCCACCGAGGAGGAUGCCAGCCUGUGUGUGCAGCGACUCCGUCACCAGGUGCGGACCCUGCAGUGCCAGCUCAGGGACCAGGGCUCAGCACUCUGGCAGCUGCAGGCUGCUCGGGACAAGGCUGUGGGCCUCCAGGAUGAGCUCAAAGGCAAGCUUGAAGAACUUCGGGAACAGCAACAUGAAGCGCGUCUGGCCAUGAGUCCUUUGAAGGCAAAACUGGCUUCUCUGGUCCGCAAGUGCCAGGAGAGGAACCACCUGAUCAUGCACCUGCUGUGGGAGAUGCAGAGGCAUGGGUUUGGGAACCUCCUGCUCUCCAGAUGGGCACAGAACAUGCUCAACGAUGUGGCACUGGCUGAGUAUGCUGCUACCUUCCUGGGCCCUGGAGCCCCAGAGACAAGCUACAAGCUGGACAUGGGCCCUGAGGAGACAGCAGCCAGAGGAGCUCAGGAAUACCUGGUGGAUUCUGAAGUAGACAACGCCAUGCAAAGCCCUUUGGUUGCGUCCUGGCCUCUUCCAGAGGUUGAGGGGACGGCAUGGGCCACUUGGCUGGAUUCCCUGAAGGACAGAAGACAGUCUGGUCAGGCAUAUGCUACUGGAAAAGGUGAAUGUCCCUCACAAGUGACCAAUGGAACAAGUGGCCAGUGAUUUGCAGUCCCUUCAGAGAGCAGAGUGACAAGCCAGAUGACCCCCUUCCCAGUUCAAGUUACCAUGGGGAAUUCUUUUUCCUAUAGACCAGCUGGGAAUAGGAAGAAGCCUGCAUUGACCUUCCCAGAGUGAUACCAGGAACCCAGGACUGGGCUACUCAGUGUCCAUGGCACAGAUGACUCAGAUUCUUUGACUAGCCCCUUCAUCUGUUUGAAGGUCUUCCUGCCAACCUGGAAGUUGUUCAUGGCAUCCCUAUGGCUGGGAAGGUGCUCUAAUUCUGCAAGCUCUGUCCCGUGCACCAGGGGUCUGGCGGUGCUUGUGAAACUUGAGUCUCUCUUCUCUUGGUCACUCCUGCUGUUGAGCAGGAGCUCUGUGGCCUUCAGCAGGCUCUGUGUGGCAAUUGUUGGUGCCCACUGCAGUGGGUGAUGGGUCUGCAGCCGGUGGUUCCAAAAUGACGCUGGUGAUAGUCCGGAUGUUGCGGGGCUUCUGCAAAAGUUUGGGUUGAAUUGAGUCCUACCUGUGCUGGAAACUGCCUCACAAGAGGUCCCCAGAUUGUCAUUGGUUUCUCAAAGGAAACUGAGAAUCCAGAUUCUCCUCAACCCGCCCGCCCCCCCCCCCACACACGCCAGUGUCAAGCGCUCAUAGUCCAGGGGCAAAGGACUCUGUCAAGGGAUCCAAACAUUGAACUCUGUCCCUAACUUGUUGGUGACUGCCAGCUGUUCCUUGGCUUCACCUGCCUCAGUUCUUCCUCUCUGUGUUGGGUGCAACGACGUGCUUUUCAAGCUCCUGACAGCUGUGUGUCUGCAGCUCUUCCCAGCAGCCUGACCCAGAUUACCACUCUGUUUGCUGGGUUCCUGCCAAGGAGAAAACGCUGGCUCAGUGAGAAGGCUCCAAGCCUGACCAUUUUGUUGGAUACAGAAGAAAAGAGCUCUUUUUUUCCCCCAAACAAGGCCACUUCAAGCAACUUGUGUCCACCACCUGCUCCCUAGAUAGUUGCCACACUCCAAAGUGUGCCACACAGCAGCCUGCUCCCCGGCUCCUGCCCCAUUGCUGUGCUCUGGCCAAAGAGCCGUGUUCCCUCAGGUGCCUUCCCCUGUAAGCGCAGCGUGGUGACGCUGGCUAACUAGGAACGCCAGGGGCCAGCAGGGCAGGUUGAAAUGUGAGCAUCCUUGGUGCAGUGGAGACUGGCUGCUCAGGGAAACCUCUGUGAGCAAGCUUCCUAGCCCUGCUGCUGCAAGCCUGGGAGGGCAGUGGGAGGCAGAGAUGAUGUCAGUAUAUAUGUCUUAGACAGGGGCAAAAUCUGGGGCUGUGGCUGGUGAAGGGUGACAGGUAGGUGUGAUAAACUCAUGUGCCAGAACUUAGAGCAUCUCUAGAACACAGCAGGACACAGGCUGCCCUUGGGGGAACCUAAGCCACAGGCAUGUCCUUGUGAUGCACCUGUUCUGUUUAGUCAUGGUAGAGUGCAGAGAGCAUCAGCUCAGCACCUCGCCCAUCUCAUGUGUCCAGCUCUUCCUGGCCACAUUUGCAGUGCUGUGCAGCCAUCCUUCCAUACACCUCUGGUGCACUUCUAUCUUCCCAACAGACAGCACACCCCACCUCCCGAAACACCAGGUGCCCUCCACAGUCCCCCGGAGAACUCCAUUAUCUCUUUUAUGAAUUUUAUUGCUCCAGGGACCUCAUAUAAAUAGCAUCAUAUCAUGUUUGUCCUUCUGUGACAACUCCAAGGCUCAUCCAUGUUGAAGCAUGUGUAAGAAUGUCCUUGAUGGGCUAAUGCUGCCUAACUCCUCCCUAUGUGUACUGACCACAUUUGUCUAUCCAGACACUGAACAAUGAUAUUUGAAUCACUCCCACCUUUUUGCUAUUGUGAAUAAUGCUGCUAUGAAUGUAGAUGUGCAAAUACCUCUGUUGUAUUUUUUAAUAUUGGAAUUAGUGAGCAACACAUAAAAUAUGAGAGAUUUCUUAUCAAAUCCAGAUGUCAGGUUUCUCUUGGGAAACUAGUGAAUCUGGCAACUUUAGACAUCCAUAUCUAGUCCACAGUCACACCACCUUGAGCACACCUGAUCUCUCCUGGAUGCCCAACUUACUGGCCACAGUGGGAGCUGCACAAGGACAGUCUGCUGCUCCCAUUGGCAGACACCCAGCCGACCUGAUGGGCCUUGGAAUGCUAACACCUUGUCGUUAGCCUUGGCUAUCACUUGGCUGUGAUUCUGUGACACGUGGCCUCUCAGCACCUGCAUUGGUGGUGACAGUGACAGUAUCAGAGAGGGAUCUAGCCCAGGCCCGCAUCCCAGGCAGGAAGUGAUGCCGUGACGCCACUAUACCUCAGGACUGCCCCCACCCUUCCCACGUUCUCUCAGCUCUGUGGUCACCUGUCCCAGAGGACAAAGCAAACCCGGAACUUUCUGAGCCUCAGCUCCCUCCCAUGGUGGCCCAGGAGAAGGGGCAUCUCUCCCAGCAUAGUGCCCUUGAGGAGACCCAGUGACGAUGGAAGAGGAGGUGUGCAGGGAUUAGGUGUGAGGGCUCUGCUCCUCCUCUGUGAAGUGGAUAAGGGGGCCCAGGGUUAGUCCCAGGACCCCUGAGGCCAGGCAGACUGAUUUCAAACUAGCCCUCAGGGCAUUGGGGGAGGGGACAGCACCUUUGCUAUCUGCAAAGUCCUCUGCUGCUAGUAUCAUCCUCACUGGCACCAGGAGCAAUGAGAACUGGAAGGUGCUUGGCACAUAGCGGAGGACGGGUGCAAUCUGGUUUCCAAGCAGAAGUCUGCCUCCUAGUUGCAAAUGGUGGCAAGUUGCCCAAGUACUUCCCCCACAAAGUGGGUGUGUGCCUUCCAGCUUCUGGCUGGCUCACCUCAGGGCUCAUAAGUGCUUUGGGGUAAUGGAUUGACACAUUCAUUCAUUCGUUCAUUGUUUUUAGAGAGAGACAGAAACAGAAUUGGUAUUCCGGGGCCUCAGCCACUGCAAUUGAACUUCAGAUGCUCGCACCACCUAGUGGGCAUGUGCAACCU